AUUCAGAGAGUGACGAUUACAACUAAAAGGAAGGAUUUAGUGUGAAAGUCACCUAGCCAAGAUGAUGAGACCCUGGUUCUUUUUGUGUCUAUCGGUCUUAGCUCUUCUCUAUAUGAAACCGGCAUCGAGUAUGCCUGGGACCUCGGAGGAAGGCAGUGCUCAUUCCGGCGAAGGCAGUGAUCAUUCCGGCGAAGGCAGUGCUCAUUCCGGUGACGGCAGUGCUCAUUCCGGUGACGAAGGCAGUGCUCAUUCCGGUUCCACAGGAGGUAAUAGCUUCGAACUACCAGCGGAAGCCUCCCCCCAAAUGGCAGGAGGUGAAAUCCAGAACGCGCCACAGUUUCCUCCGUCACCGGAUUCAACCGACGAGGAUCAAACUUACGAGCCAAGGCUCCACGGUCCCAAACCUUGCCGGAACAAGAAACCCACGCCGCAGGACAACAAGUUCUGCCAGGACGAUUGCGACCACAAGUACAGCACACCCCCGAGACAGGUCGGGACCGCCUCUUGGACGGUCGGCAAGUGCAAGGGGAAAAAGUGCAAGUGCACAUUCAACUACGCGGCUUACGGAAAAUGGAUCAAAUUGAAAGAUAGAGUGACAACCAUGGGUGACCCUAACAAGUUGAAAAAGUUGGUUAUGAAGAGGUGCGACAGGGAGGCGAAGGGAGGAUCGUCGGGUGGGGGUGUCGUCGAUGAGAGCACUACAUUGGAAAGAUUCGAUCUUGAUUAGUGGCAAUCUCAUUCGAUAUAUCGAGUAGAAGUUACUGUUGUUAAGAGAGUGUGGACGGAUAGAGUUCUUAUAGUAGGGGGAAUAUCGCCAAAAAGUCACCGAAAAAAAAAUCUCGGUGUAUUUACUAAGAAA
Bemisia tabaci is the source of this 859-nucleotide messenger RNA. The record is from RefSeq and is a predicted model, not a curated record. NCBI's taxonomy places the organism in Eukaryota, Metazoa, Arthropoda, Insecta, Hemiptera, Aleyrodidae.